AUGGCGGAACCUCCCAUCAAGUUCAAACGGUCCAAGACGAAGCAGACGACGGCAAGGAACAGGGACUCUCCUGCUCCCAAUGCCGAACACGUAUCUGGUGAACCCGCCGACGACUCCCCCUCUCCCGCCGCACUUGCCACCAAGGUCAGGAACAAGGCAAAACAGCGCGUUAAACCCAAGACCACACUUAGCUUUGGCGGCGACGACGAGGACGGCGCAGAGACUUUCACUGUCAAAAAGUCUAGCCUCAGUCGUAAGCUUACACUCGGCGUCCAUCCUGCACUGUCCCCUCCUAAUAUUUCUUCUUCCUCCGACCAAGCAUCUUCAUCUCGGUCUGGAGGGGUUGUCUACGAUGAAGCCUACCUUUCCCAGCUCAAAGCCAGCACACCCUCCACCCGUCCACCGCGGCCCGUGGACGAUAGCUCGUAUGAUGCAGAUGUAGCCAUGGCAAUCGAUGCGGGUGCUAUGAAUGAGGGCGGCGCAGAGGAGCUGCAGCCCUUUGCGGCGAACGAGACUGUCAUUCCCUCAGAGUCCUCGGUGACGGCAGCGAAGGAGAAACGAGAGCGUCUUCGCGCUAACAAACCAGCAACUGCUACCAAUGGUGAAGACUUCAUAUCUCUGUCGGUGACCAAGCGUGCGGAAGAAUGGCAGGGCCCUCAUCCUGAGAGUAGAUUAAUGAGAGAGGAUGACGAUCUCGGAGAGGGUGAUGACGAGUUCGCCGAGUAUACUAGCGCCCAAGAAAGGAUUGCUCUAGGCAAGAAGUCAAAGAAGGCCGAGGCUAGCAAACGAAGAGAUGCCAUGAAGGAACUCAUUGCAGACGCCGAAGAAGUCGAUGACGAGACCAAAGAGUGGGAAGACGAACAACUUCGAAGGAGCGGUCUUUCCAUGGAUCAAACCACCGUCUCAGCCAAGCAGGUCUAUGUCCCCACACCGAUACCAAUGGUGACUCCGAUACCCACGCUGGACCCUGCUGUGGAGCAGCUUACUCGGGCAAUGACUUCUUUGACGCAGUCUCACGCACAGAAUACUGCCACUCUUGCCUCCUUAGGGGCGGAACAGGUGGAGCUAGAGAACAAAGACAAUGAGAUGCGUGAAUUGAUCACGGCUGCUGAAAGCAAGCGAAGUUGGUUCGUCGCUUUCCGCGACUGGGUCGAGAGUGUCGCCGCCUUUCUGGACGAAAAGUACCCUCUUCUUGAAACCGUGGAGAACGAGCAUAUCUCCCUCAUGAAGGAACGUCGCGAGAUGGUCAAGCAGCGGCGCCGUGCAGAAGACGAAGACGAUUUUUCAAUAUUUCUCGGAUCAUUUCCCGUUCCUCCCGAGGCAGAGGAACUGGACGAGUUGGGUCGCCUAGUCCCCCAUCCCAACUCAUUCGUAGCAAAGCGUGAGCGAAAAUCAGCCCGCGUCGCACGUCGUGCUCGACGUCGGCAACGGGCCUUGCCUAAUAGCAUGCACAAUGAGGAAGGGUGGUCUACCGAUAGCACUUUACCACCAUCAGACGCGACGGACUAUGAGGUCGCCACCGAAAAAAUGCUGGCUAAGAAGGACCAGAUUCUGGAGGACGUAAAGGCGGAGGACUUUAGAAAUCCGAAUAUAGGCAUUGGGAAAUGGUUUGACGAGUGGCGGAGGAGAUAUGAGGUGAGCUAUACGCAAGCUUAUGGGGGUCUCGGGCUAGUCGGCGCGUGGCAGUUCUGGAUUAGAUUGGAGAUGGCCGGAUGGAAUCCCCUCGAGGAUAAUGCACAAAACCUGGACACUUUUCAGUGGUAUACGCAAUUCCACCAUUACUCUCGUCCAAGAAAUUCAGACGACCUUUCUGAUAUGGAUGAGGGGGACGAGCUGGGUCCUGAUGGCGACUUGGUGCCAGAGGUGCUCGGGAUGGUCAUCAUACCUCGAUUGAAAGCCAUCGUUGAGGGAGGUGCCCUGGAUCCUUACUCUGAGACGAGCAUCAGCCGUUUGAGAGACUUGGUGGAUGGUAUCAGCCUUUUCAUCCCAAUUGAUCAUCCUAGAUUCCAGCCAUUCCUCUUAGCGGUUUUCAACUGCUUCAAGAGGGCCGUCACCGACAUGGAGGCCCUAGAACGUCAAUACCUCGCCCUAAAUAGCCCGACGUUCGACCCAGAGGCCAUGUCGGCCCGAACUCGUGUGCUUGCUCGCCAAAGGAAACUUCUGAGCAGCAUGAUCAAGUGGCGAGAGGUCACUCGCGACACAUUCAAAGUCGGGGAGCUUAUCAAGGAGUUCGUGAGGGAGUGCAUGACGAGGGUGGCGGAGACCGGAUGGGACAUCGGAGGGCAGAACAGUAUGCACAAGGUUGUGCGUAUGUGUCCGAGGGAGUUACUUCCACAUGGUCUCAAGCUACGCAUGAACAUUCUGUAA
Molecule: messenger RNA, 2367 nt
Organism: Stereum hirsutum FP-91666 SS1
Lineage: Eukaryota; Fungi; Basidiomycota; Agaricomycetes; Russulales; Stereaceae
Exons: 11
Coding region: 1-2367 (788 amino acids)
Biological process (GO): mRNA splicing, via spliceosome; spliceosomal complex disassembly
Cellular component (GO): U2-type post-mRNA release spliceosomal complex; nucleus
Molecular function (GO): DNA binding
Source: RefSeq, a predicted model, not a curated record